CAGGUGGAGCUGUACGAGCUCAGUCAGGAUUUUCCAUUCGGUUAAAGCAAGCAAAAAAACCCCAAAACCCAACGACAAAAAACCCAACAAACCACAAAACAUUUCCUCCUAAGAUUGCAUUGCAUCCGCUAUGCUCAUAAUCAACACUGUAAAAAGAAGGAAGGGAGGAUUUUUAGCCCGGGGCUAGAGAGAAAUUCCUUUGGUGGAAGUGCAAGGAGGGCUAAGAAAAAAAGGGUUUCUCGGUGCUUUCUUUUGUUCCCUGUCCCGUGGCUCUAGACACUCACCUGCCCGUUCCACCGGGAGGAGAUGGAGCUAACGCUGCCUCCCCCGGGCAUGACGGUCUCAGCUAAAGCCUCCUGAAGUCACCUGCCUUCGGUCGUGGCUCCCACUGAACGAGAGAGCCCGGGGGCUGUGCUGAAGGACCCCCGGCGGAGCGUCACAUCACAUCGCAUCGCAUCGCAUCGCAUCGCAUCGCAUCGCAUCGCAUCGCAUCGCACCGCACCGCACCGCACCGCGGGAGGCGCCGGCGGGGCAGGCACUAGGCGGGGCGGCCGGAGACCGGGCCCGCCCCGUGUCCCCCCCGCCCCGCUACCGGGAGCGGAGAGGAGCGGAGCCACGACCGGCGCUGGGGGAGGAUCUCGCCCGCCGCCCCGCUCCCUGCCGGGGCCGGGUGUGCGGGGCAGAGCGCGGCGGCGAUGGCCCUGCUCCCGCGGCGGUUCCUCUGCUUCGUGCUGGCCCAUCACUUCAUCGCAGCGACAGCGUGCCAGGAAGCAGACUAUGGCUGGAUGAUCCGGCACUACUGCCUGAAGCAGUUCCAGCUCAGCAUGGAGGGCAUCGGGCAGCGGCUCUGGUGUGACUGGGAUGAGACCGUGGGCACCUAUGGGGAGCUGACGAACUGCACGGUGCUCAUCGCCGAGAGGCUCGACUGCUACUGGCCCAACCGGCUGGUGGACGAGUUCUUCGUGGCCGUGCACAAACAGUACUUCAGGAACUGCUCCCCCUCCGGCCGGGCGCUGCACGACCCCCCCAACGGCAUCCUCUGCCCCUUCAUCCUGCUGCCCAUCCUCGUCACCUUGCUGAUGACCGCGCUGGUGGUAUGGAGGAGCAAACGCAGCGAGGGCAUUGUGUAGGGACACCCUGCCGCUGGCACAGGCGAGGGACCGCCUCUGGACUGUGUCUGGUUUUGGGAAGACCUUGGCAGAGGAGCAUCACUGGGGGUACCAAGCCCUGGAGGCAGAGACAGCAGUGCCACAGCUCCUCCUUUGCACCACACACGUGCCACUUGCCUGGCAUCAGGAGGUAAUGGCGAGGUCGAUGGGUCUGGGUGCAACGAGACCAUCACGGCUUCCUCUUGUCCUUUUUGUUUUCUACACCAGGAAAGGCAUCUUCUCCCCCAGCACGAGGCCGAGGCCUGCACUGGGUGGGUUUCGCCUUGGAGAUGGGGAGCUAUGGGUGAAGGGUGGCAGUGGGAGGACGUGGUGGUGGCCUUGGCAGUGCUAAUGAGCAACGGGAAUAAGGUGCUUUUCCUACCCAAAUAAACACAUAAAUAAACCAGGUGCCCGUCUGUGGUGUGAAGUCUCAAUGCUCACCCCUCUGUGAGGACCUCCCCUCACUGCCCUAAAGCAGCCUCUGUGAUCCUGGAGGCUCCCCCCUCACCUUCCCCUUCAAUAGUAUUGACCUCUACUCCAUAGACACUCUUUGGGGUGGCUCUCUAGAUUUCUUGUCACCCCUUCAGGCACUGGAAGCUGCUCUGAGGUCUCCCCAGAGCCUUCUCUUCUCCAGGAAGAGGCUUUCUGGAAGAUGAUUACCUGCCUAUGAUAAAAAUAAAUGGAAGGAAUAAAAAAAAAAAAGCCCCACUAAGCCCAAAACUAAAAACCAAAACCCAAACAAGAAAAAAAAGCAGCAAAUUGUUACAAAAGCUGCCUGGAAGUUAAAGAAGUUGAUUCCUGCACAAGUGCUGUUGGCUCAGGAGCCUCCAUCCACCAACUGGCCAUGAGCGAAGGUGACACUUUGGGGACAUACAGGAUGGUUUUGCCUUCUGCCAUCGCAGGAGGUCCAUGGGGGUGCAGGAUGGAGAUCAGAUGGAAACGUGCCCCUGGUGGUGCCCAGCUUAGUGCUUUGGUGACAGGCAGAAAUCGAGGGUGGCUGGAAGGAGUAUAGAUUAGUUGCAUCUAUACAAGUGUAAUUAAUAUGUAUAUAAAUAAACAUAUACAUAUA
This is a messenger RNA of Strigops habroptila (Kakapo), 2217 nucleotides long. RefSeq names its product receptor activity modifying protein 1 (gene RAMP1). Gene Ontology annotation, biological process: intracellular protein transport; receptor internalization; G protein-coupled receptor signaling pathway. The record is from RefSeq and is a predicted model, not a curated record. Gene Ontology annotation, molecular function: coreceptor activity. The coding region runs from base 696 to 1130 and encodes 144 amino acids. NCBI's taxonomy places the organism in Eukaryota, Metazoa, Chordata, Aves, Psittaciformes, Psittacidae. The transcript is spliced from 3 exons. Gene Ontology annotation, cellular component: signaling receptor complex; membrane; cell surface.